This is a messenger RNA of Monosiga brevicollis MX1, 822 nucleotides long. RefSeq lists its product as uncharacterized. The record is from RefSeq and is a predicted model, not a curated record. Bases 1 to 822 code for a protein of 273 amino acids. NCBI's taxonomy places the organism in Eukaryota, Choanoflagellata, Craspedida, Salpingoecidae. The transcript is spliced from 3 exons.
AUGCCGCUGGUCUUGAUGUCGGGCUUUCCCUGCUCGGGAAAGACGCGGCGAGCCGAGGAGCUGCGCGUUGACAUGGAAGCCCGUGGCAAGCGAGUGGUGAUGGUAUCGGACGACACAGCACGGGUGGAUAAAGGCAAGGAUUAUCAAUCCUCGGCCAGCGAGAAGAUGGCCCGAGGCAACCUCAAAUCGGAAAUGAGCCGCCUGCUCAACGCCAACGAUGUUAUCAUCGUGGACAGCCUCAACUACAUCAAGGGCUAUCGUUACGAGCUCUAUUGUGCCGCGCGCUCGAUGAAGACGACCUCGUGUGUCAUUCAGCCGCUGGUGCGCGAUGAGCUGUGUCUGGAGCGGCAUGCUCAAUUGGGGCGACCGUAUGGUGAGGACGAGACCGUGCGGGCCUUGAUGAUGCGCUAUGAGCAACCGGAUGAUCGGAAUCGCUGGGAUAAGCCCUUGUUUGCCAUCACGGACGACAAACCCUUGCCGGUCGAUGCCAUCUAUGCCGCUCUCUUCGAGGGUACGGCACCCACCCCAAACUAUUCAACACAAUCCCAGCCCCUCUCCGAGACUGACUUUUUGCAGCAACUCGACGCGAUCACCCGCGCCAUUGUUCAGGCGGUUGUUCAAAAGAGCGCUACGGCGGUUCUCGGUGACAAAAUCGUAGUACCGCACAGUGCGGACCCCGUUGUCCUUCGAGAGUCGCUUUCCAUGCUUCAACUCAAGCGCAUUCAACGACAGUUUAUCACCUAUGCCAAGCUCCAUCCACCCAAAUCGGCUGACCUGAUUGGUCCACUUUUUGUUGAUUUUAUCAACCGAGGCCAAAGCUAG